Molecule: messenger RNA, 3714 nt
Organism: Xiphophorus maculatus (southern platyfish)
Lineage: Eukaryota; Metazoa; Chordata; Actinopteri; Cyprinodontiformes; Poeciliidae
Gene: mntb
Product: max-binding protein MNT-like
Exons: 6
Coding region: 288-2102 (604 amino acids)
Biological process (GO): regulation of transcription by RNA polymerase II
Molecular function (GO): protein dimerization activity; RNA polymerase II cis-regulatory region sequence-specific DNA binding; DNA-binding transcription factor activity, RNA polymerase II-specific
Source: RefSeq, a predicted model, not a curated record
ACACGACUCGCCUUGUUGUGUGUAUUCCCGUGCUCGCUUCGCCAUCUUGUUGCAACCUUUUUUUUUUUCUUUUUUUUUUUUUUUUCUUUACGUAUUUCGGGAUCUACUUUCUGUUUGGCUGGAUUAAAAAAAACUGGCCGCCUGCUUUCUGGAGAACCGCACAAGGGGGGUUCACACGGGAGUGAAUCCGCGCACGUAGCGCUUAAUACCGGGGCACUACUUUCCAUUCCCCCCCUCUUUCCGUCCCGGACCACCGGGUCCCCCCCUGCCGUCAGGGCUCACGCGAAAUGAGUAUCGACACACUUUUGGAGGCGGCCAGGUACCUGGAAUGGCAAGCCCAGCAGCAACAACAAACAAGACGUGAGGAUGAGCUGUUUAAGGAGAAGGAAGCCAUCAAGACGGAGGCUGAGACUAAACAUGUGGAGCUUGUCGCCUCACCUCUGCCUGUCAGAGCCAACCACACUGCUUGGGCUGAUGAUGCUCUUCGCCAGCAGCCGCAUCAUCCUCCCGCCCCUCCGCCGCCUUCUCUCCCACCUUCACAAGUUCCCAUCGCCGUCAUCCCGAUGGUCCCGGUCGUCAAUGCGACACCCUCUGUCCCCCCCCUUCCCCUCAGUACGCCGAUCGCUGCAGCUGCCACUACGCUCAGCAGCCCCCUGCCUCCCAAAAAAGAGAGCACUUCCUCUACGGCGCCGCAGCAGCAGCAGUCAGUGUCUCAUCACCUGUUGUGCCCCUCCCAGAUCAAAAUGGAACCUGCUCAGCAGCUGAUAGAUGUAAAGCCGGGCCUAUCGCAGCCUCAGAUGCAGAUUCAGUACCCAGCUUCUAUUAGUACCAAUGGCUCUGGCUCCCAUCAUGCACUGGCUCCCCAUCAAGCACCACCUACACCUCAGCCGCGCCCCAAUGGCGUGACGAUAGAGGACCUGAGGGGGAUGGAGGGCAAGAGGAGACCUGGAGGAGCGGGAACCAGAGAGGUGCACAACAAGCUGGAAAAGAACAGGAGAGCACACCUCAAGGAGUGUUUUGAGACACUUAAGAAAAACGUUCCUAAUGUUGAUGAGAAGAAAACCUCUAACCUCAGCGUUCUGCGCAGUGCACUCCGUUACAUACAGACUCUGAAGCGUAAGGAGAAGGAGUUUGAGCACGAGAUGGAGCGUUUGGCCAGAGAGAAGAUCUCCACGCAGCAGCGGCUGGCCGAGCUGAAGAACGAGCUCAGCCAGAACAUGGACGCCAUGGAGAUCGACCGAGUCCUCCGACAGACCAUCCAGCCGGAGGACGACCAGGCCUCCACGUCUACUGCCUCAGAGGGAGAGGACAUCUUCGACCAGGAUGUGGACGAAGACGCUGCCGCCCGUCCCGCUCCCGCAUCCCUCCAGAAACCGGCUCUGUCCAUCCUCCAAGCCCAGCCGCUCCUGGCUCCACAUCUGUCCAUCCAGCACGCCGCUCUUCCUCUUUCUGGAGUCCUCGCUGCCCCUCCUCCCGCCGGUCCUCCUCCUCCUCAGGCCAUCGCCCCCGCUCCGCCUCCCGGCCCUCCUCCUCCUCUUCCUCUUCAUACUCCAGCUGUGCAGGUCCAGCCGACCGUGAUUGCUCACGCCGCCGUCUCACACCCGUCGGUGAUCCACUCGGUCAGUCACACCAUCCCAGCCAACCACAAACACUUAGCACACAUAGCCCCCUCUCCGGGUCCCGUCUCCUCCACCCUGCAGCCAAUGGCGGCGGCACCCGUCACGGCGACGCACCAGCACAUAGCCCAGCCCAUCGGACACAUCACCGUCCACCCGGUGGCGCACCUGGGGGCGCCCCUCGCGUCCCACCUCCCGACUUUGUACCCCCAGGGUGUGCCGGUCACCCAGCCCACCGUGGUGGGCCACAUCACCCACACCUUCGCCCACCACGCCCUGCCGCACAUCCAGGCCGGCGCUCAGACUAACACUAAUGGAGCACAGGUGAGCAGCGCCGCCGUGGUGAGCCAAGGCAACCCGUCGCUGGGGAAACCCACGGCGGUGCUCGCCCCGCAUCCCCAGCUGGUUGGCCAGGCCGCUGUCCUCAACCCUGUCACCAUGGUUACUGUCCCAACCUUCCCCGUCAGCACGCUCAAACUGGCCUAAAACAGAAAUCCACCACGGCCUGACGGAGAGGCGAGUCGGACUCAGACGGCCUGGAUCUGCGUUCGGUCGGAUCCGUUGGUUUUGGAUGUGAGAAUCUUUGUGAUAUUUUGGUCACAGCUCUGCUAAUGAGAACAUUGCUGCAGACUCGGCGGGUUCGGGGCAUUGUUGGUGAAAACGAGACUGUGACAUUUGGCUUCGCCGCAAAGUCAGGAACUUAGUUUCACCUUUCCUCUUCCUGCCUCUCUCUCUUUUAUUCCUUUCCUCUGCAACCAGAAGCACUAAAACGAUAAGCUCAGUUCACACUCAGGCUCCAGAGAUUCACUUCCAUCGGCCUCGCUCUCAUUCGGUGAAAGGUGUCGUCAGCUCUUAAUGUAAUGAUACGAGUGUGUUUCUCACUCAGAUGUGAUGAAGAGGAGAAGCAUCACUGAUGCAUUUAAGACGAAGCUCGCUGAUCUAAAUAAAUUAUUCACAACAGCUUCGGUCAUGUUCAAAGGAGAAUAUUCCAGAUUUUUUCCCUCCUGUGCUCCAGCUUCACCCAAAUUUAAACUUCACAACCAAACAAAAAAUAGAGAAAAUAUGUUUAACUUCUAAUUUAUGUUCUGCUGCUUGGAUCUGAUUAUAUGAACACAUGUUGGGUGACAAUACUGAGCAGAAUCCUACAGGAAAAGUUCACAUUUCACGCAACAAUUUCCUUCUGCUCUCAUUGUUCCCCCUCUAUGCGUUUUAUUUUCUGGCUGUUACCACAGCGCCCCCUGCUGCCAAAUAGCACAGCUUACACUGAUGUCACUCGCACCCAACACAAGCUUUUUUGAGAGCCAAAAGUGCCAUAAUGUAAUAUUUAAUGAUGAAUCAAAAGUGUCAUAAUUCAGACAAACAAAUGAAGGAAUAAAAAAUUUUGGAAUUAUUUGAAUGUGGCAGUAAUUAAAUGCAUAGUUGGAAAAAUAAUCAGUUGGUAAAGCCAUACAGAAUCAUUCCAGUUUAAAUUUAUUUUAUGUCUUUUGUGCUUCAGUGCAGCACACAGUUAAGCUCUCUGAGAAAUUUAAUCUUAAGUUUUAAUCAAUCCAGAAGCAUGUUUAUGAAUUAAAAUGAAACGUAGAUCGAAAACAAAAAUUAAAUAAUCUAAAAAUGAUAAAUCACUUGUUUUAUUUGAAUUUUUUUUUUAAUAUUUCAUCUAAAAAAUUAUUUAACCUUUCUUGAGAAUCGGUAGAAAACUUCAAUCCCAUUACAGAAAUCAAAACUACUUUUUUCAUGUUUUGAUUGGUAUUAUAAUGAUUUAUCUUUCGUUAAGAAGAUUCCAAGUUCUUCCAGUUAAAGAAAACAUGUUGGUAAAGUUAAAAGAUUAUUUUAAAUCCUAAUCAGAUUGGGAUAUUAAUUGUGAUUGUGAUUAGUUUAUACUGUGAAGGAUUUUCUUUUUUUUUUUUUUUUUUGAAUUGUGGCACUUUUGGACCUCCGUAGGGUUCAAACCGCUUCUUGCAGCUCUGGAAAUUGGUCUCUGCUCAUGUGUCAGCAGAUACUGUAAGCUUUAGUUAAUAUCGUUUUCCACUCAAACAGCUGGUGUCUAAAAUCUAAAUUAAAAUCUGUCGCUCUUGUUAAAAAAAUUAUAAAAAAGAUU